AUGGACGGAGGAGCCGCCUUCCCGGGCACGCCGCCGGUCCCGCGCUCGCCGGAGGACGUCUUCCGGGACUACCGCGCGCGCCAGGCCGGCCUGAUCAGGGCGCUCACCACCGGUAAUGCCCGCAUCUCCCUCGCUUGUGCGUUCCUCUCUCUCUCCCCCUCCGUCUCCGAGUUCUGUGCUGACUGGUUUGCCGCUGUCGCUGCAGAUGUGGAGAAGUUCUACGUGAUGUGCGACCCAGAGAAGGAGAACCUAUGUUUAUAUGGACUUCCCAAUGAGACAUGGGAAGUGAACUUGCCUGCUGAGGAGGUCCCUCCUGAACUCCCAGAGCCAGCUCUGGGAAUUAACUUUGCUCGUGAUGGGAUGAAUGAAAAAGAUUGGCUAUCACUUGUUGCAGUGCAUAGUGAUUCUUGGCUAAUGUCUGUUGCAUUUUAUUUUGGAGCAAGGUUUGGAUUCGACAAGGAAUCCAGGAAACGUCUCUUCACCAUGAUCAAUAACCUUCCCAGCAUAUAUGAAGUUGUCACAGGAACUGCCAAGAAAGAGCCCAAAGAAAAAACUCCUAAAAGCAACAAUAAGACUAACAAAUCUGGCUCAAAGCCCUCACGCCAGGCGGAACCCAACUCAAGGGUCCCAAAGAUGCCACCUCCCAAGGACGAGGAGGAGAGUGAAGGGGAGGAAGGGGAACCACAGGAAGACCAUGAGACUGCGCUGUGCGGCGCAUGUGGCCUAGGUUAUGACGACUUCUGGAUCUGCUGCGACUUAUGCGAGACAUGGUUCCACGGCAAGUGUGUCAAGAUCACCCCUGCUAAAGCAGAGCACAUCAAGCAGUAUAAGUGCCCCUCCUGCACAGGAAGCAAGAGGGCCAAGGCUUGA
Molecule: messenger RNA, 870 nt
Organism: Miscanthus lutarioriparius
Lineage: Eukaryota; Viridiplantae; Streptophyta; Magnoliopsida; Poales; Poaceae
Source: the annotation of a GenBank genome assembly